This is a messenger RNA of Truncatella angustata, 1683 nucleotides long. RefSeq names its product kinase isozyme 4. NCBI's taxonomy places the organism in Eukaryota, Fungi, Ascomycota, Sordariomycetes, Amphisphaeriales, Sporocadaceae. The transcript is spliced from 4 exons. Gene Ontology annotation, molecular function: pyruvate dehydrogenase (acetyl-transferring) kinase activity. Gene Ontology annotation, cellular component: mitochondrion. Bases 269 to 1573 code for a protein of 434 amino acids. The record is from RefSeq and is a predicted model, not a curated record. Gene Ontology annotation, biological process: protein phosphorylation; regulation of glucose metabolic process.
UAAUUAGCUUACAGCACUCCAUAACAUUCACAGGUUAGCUCACAGCUAUCUCUGGCUAUCCAACUUCCUUGUCGCCGAAAACUAGACGAAAGGAAACGAAACAUCACACGAUCAUCUCAGCUUCCGCAACUCCAUGGACUGUCAACAACUUUUGUUCACCGCCAGAGAAUACCAGCACAGCAGGGGUGCACUGAAGCACGACCGCCAUUUGUGUUUGUGUUUUGUUUGCGAGCUCGACCCACGAGCUCAGCUCUAAGGUUAGCCCAUCAUGGCAUGGAAAGCCUCGGAGCGCUUGAUGGAUACCAUCAAGCAUUAUGCCAACUUCCCGGCCACUGGAGUGAGCCUGCGACAGAUGGUACAAUUCGGCGAGAAGCCCUCGACUGGAACCUUAUUCCGCGCCUCCCAAUUCCUCGCCGAAGAACUCCCAAUUCGUCUCGCACAUCGAGUUCAGGAGCUCCAUACCCUUCCAGAUGGACUCAACGAAAUGCCCUCGGUCAAAAAGGUUGCCGACUGGUAUGCACAAUCAUUCGAGGAGAUCACUACCCUCCCACGGCCCGAGCUAGGCGGCCAAGUACGGGAAAGACUCCUCAAGCCUAGCGCUUCUAAUGGUAAACGACUGUCUGAUGCGAUACCGAAUCCCAGUCUUGAGGAAGGUCAAUACACUUCAUUUAACAACGGCAAUGGCACCAGUGCUGGCCGGAAGCAACAAGCCGCCAGGAGGUACUUCGCAAUGGUCGAUGACACAUGUGACUGGCCGCCAGACUUGAAGGCCUACAACCAGAGAUUCUCUCAGACUCUCAAGACGAUCAAGAGGAGGCACGACGGCGUCGUGACAACCAUGGCGCAGGGCAUUCUCGAAUACAAGCGGAAGCGCCAACGUAUGCAGAUCGACAACAACAUACAAUCCUUCCUCGAUCGCUUCUACAUGUCCCGGAUAGGGAUUCGUAUGCUCAUUGGACAGCACAUUGCACUUACAGACCAAAGCCAUCACCGGGACCCAGCCUACGUCGGUAUCAUCUGCACCAAGACCAACGUUCGGGAUUUGGCCGAGGAAGCAAUUGAGAAUGCUCGCUUUGUAUGCGAGGACCACUACGGACUAUUCGAGGCCCCGAAAAUCCAGCUUGUUUGCAACCCCAAUCUCAACUUCAUGUACGUGCCGGGCCAUUUGUCGCACAUGCUCUUCGAAACAUUGAAGAACUCGCUCCGCGCUGUGGUCGAGACCCAUGGACAAGAUAAGCAAGAGUUUCCGGUGACCAAGGUUAUCAUUGCCGAGGGCAGAGAGGAUAUUACCAUCAAGAUUUCGGACGAAGGUGGCGGCAUUCCCCGAAGUGCUAUACCCCUGGUCUGGACUUACAUGUACACCACCGUGGACCGGACACCGAAUCUAGAUCCCGACUUUGACAAGAACGACUUCAAGGCACCUAUGGCUGGAUUCGGUUAUGGCCUACCUAUCUCGAGGCUCUAUGCUCGCUACUUUGGCGGUGAUUUGAAGCUGAUCUCUAUGGAAGGAUAUGGCACGGAUGUGUACUUGCACUUGAAUCGUCUUUCGAGCUCGUCGGAACCUCUGCAAUAGCAAUCAGCAGUCAUGAGGGAAUGGAUGUCCCGAGGAUUGGCGUCGAAGGUGUACAACAAUAGAGGAAAACGAUUAAAAGCGUUCCAAGAAGUAUCUGCACGAAAGCAGGU